Molecule: messenger RNA, 1791 nt
Organism: Mya arenaria
Lineage: Eukaryota; Metazoa; Mollusca; Bivalvia; Myida; Myidae
Product: dopamine beta-hydroxylase-like
Exons: 13
Coding region: 1-1791 (596 amino acids)
Biological process (GO): norepinephrine biosynthetic process; dopamine catabolic process; octopamine biosynthetic process
Cellular component (GO): secretory granule membrane
Molecular function (GO): dopamine beta-monooxygenase activity; copper ion binding
Source: RefSeq, a predicted model, not a curated record
AUGAGAAGACAACUUGAGAAGAACACUGAUACUCGUGGAGAGGGUGAAGAUGUAUUGACGAUUAAAAGUUUCCCAUAUUCGCUGUAUUUGGAUAGUGAACACACAAUAGAAGUAUCAUGGAAUGUCAAUUACCAUAAAGAGGAGGUCGAAUGUCGUAUUCGUGCUAACAUUAGACAAGGGUCUGAGUGGUUUGGUAUGGGAUUUUCAGACUACGGCGAACUCGCUAAUGCUGACUUCGUGAUUUUUUGGACAAGUGCAAAUGGCGUUCAUCACUUCCAGGACACGCACACCGACACAAGUGGAAACCUCCAUAUAGAUGCUCACCAAGACUACGACUUACAACACGCACAUACGGACGAAUACUCUGUGAGUCUAGAGUUCUCGCGGCUAUUUGACACAUGCGAUGAUGAUGAUUACCAGUUUGAUACGGGAACAACUCACCUGCUAUACAUUAUUGGAGCAGCACCAUUUAAGAUUUCCAAUGCCAACCUUAACCAGUCAAAACACGGGUUACAAAGAGUCCAACUGCUGAAACCGGACAUUCCACCAAAUCGGCUUCCAGGCGACAUGUGGACGUUUGAAGUAACAGCUCCUAAUAUAGUUGUGCCUGCACAAGACACCACUUACUGGUGGUACACAGUUAAAAUUCCACCGAUGAGAAGAAAACAUCACAUUAUAAAGUACGAAGGUGUCAUCAAGAAAGGAAACGAAAACCUCGUACAUCACAUGGAGGUAUUCCACUGUGAGCUCCCGGCCAAUGAGAUUGUCCGAUUCUACAACGGGCCUGGCCAAUCAGAGGGCACGCCUGAUGGGCUAGGGGCGUGCCGAAAAGUGAUAGGUGCAUGGGCAAUGGGCGCAGCGGCCAUGGAAUUCCCCGAGGAAGCUGGUUUUCCGGUGGGAGGGCCAAAUUACAACAGAUAUGUGAUGCUGGAAAUCCACUACAACAACCCAAGCAAAGCUGCUGGAAAAACGGAUACGUCAGGUAUACGGUUCUACGUGACGCCAACGUUACGCCAAUAUGAUGCAGGAAUCAUGGAGCUGGGGUUAGAAUACACCAACAAGAUGGCGAUUCCGCCAAGGCAGAAAUUAUUUCAACUGACGGGAUACUGUAUAUCGGAAUGUACAUCUGUGUCUAUUCCACCUCAUGGUAUCCACAUAUACGCAUCCCAACUUCACACACAUUUGACGGGAAAGCGUGUGUUCACACAGCACGUGCGCCAGGGGAGAGAACUCCCUGAACUCAACAGAGAUAAUCACUACAGUCCUCACUUCCAAGAAAUCAGACGACUUCCGAAACCAGUACAUGUACUUCCGGGUGACGAUUUAAUAACAACAUGUGCAGAUUCAACUACAGACAGAGAAAACGCCACAAUUGGUGGAUUUGCCAUCUCAGACGAGAUGUGUGUAAACUAUGUCCAUUAUUAUCCCCAGUCUGACCUUGAGGUUUGCAAGAGUUCUGUAUCGACCGAAGCUUUAAACAACUUCUUCACCUUUAUGAAGAAAUGGGACCGAGACGCAAUUGACCCACACGCUGGUGAUAGGGCCAACUAUCAGGCUAUUCGGUGGACCCCGCUGACCAAUAUAUUGUUGAAAACCUUGUAUGAAACAUCUCCAAUCGCCAUGCAGUGUAACAAGUCAGAUGGAUCAAGAUAUCCGGGAAACUGGGCGAACUCUAAGAAAACUGAUAUUCUUCUUCCGUAUCAAAAGAUCGACACACACUGCAAAGGACACAUACAGAACAUGGACCUUUUCGAUAAAACGAAGAGGAAUGUGUGGGCAUUUGCUAUGUAG